Molecule: messenger RNA, 4796 nt
Organism: Centrocercus urophasianus (Greater sage-grouse)
Lineage: Eukaryota; Metazoa; Chordata; Aves; Galliformes; Phasianidae
Gene: CEMIP2
Product: cell migration inducing hyaluronidase 2
Exons: 18
Coding region: 44-2755 (903 amino acids)
Source: RefSeq, a predicted model, not a curated record
ACCUCAAUAUCCCCAUGUGGGAGAAGUUAUUGAUGGAGUGGACAUGAGGGCAGAAGUUGGAGUUCUCACAAGGAACAUCUUAAUCAAGGGAGAGACAGAAAAUACCUGCUAUCGUGAAAAGGAGUGUCAGUUUUUCAGUUAUGAUACGUUUGGUGGACAUAUCAAGAUUUUGAAGAAUUUUACAUCUGUUCAUCUCUCCUAUGUGGAAUUAAAGCAAAUGGGCCAGCAGCAGAUAGGAAGUUACCCUGUUCACUUUCACCUUUGUGGGGAUGUGGAUGAAAAAGGAGGUUAUAGUUCUAAGACUUACCUUGAUGGUCUUUCCAUUCAUCACUGUUUCUCCAGAUGUGUGACUAUUCAUGCAACUAAUGGCUUACUGAUAAAGGACACCAUUGGCUAUGACACACUAGGUCACUGUUUCUUCAUAGAGGAUGGCAUUGAGCAGAGGAAUACUCUCUUCCACAACCUUGGACUAGUCACAAAACCAGGCACUAUUCUUCCUACGGAUAGAAACAGCACCAUGUGUACUGGCAUAAGGGAUAAAGUGUAUGGAAGUUACGUUCCCGUGCCAGCCACAGACUGCAUGGCAGUUUCAACCUUCUGGAUUUCUCAUCCCAACAAUCACCUUAUAAGUAAUGCAGCAGCAGGUUCACAGGACGCUGGAAUAUGGUAUUUGUUCCACAAAAUUGCUACAGGAGAUUCUCAUGGUCUAGGCAUUGAAACAAAGUCAGAGCUCACACCCCUAGGAAUCUUCUAUAACAACAGGGUUCAUUCUAAUUUUAAGGCUGGUUUGUUCAUUGAUAAGGGUGUUAAAACAACUAAUGCUAGUGCUGAUGAUCCCAGAGAAUAUCUUUGCUUGGACAACAACGCAAGGUUUCGUCCUCAUCAAGAUGCAGACCCUGAAAAACCCCGAGUUGCUGCCCUGAUUGAUGGAUUAAUCUCUUUCAAAAACAAUGAUCAUGGUGCUUGGGUCAGGGGAGGAGAUAUCCUCAUUCAGAACUCUGGGUUUGCAGACAAUGGAAUUGGUUUGACAUUUGCCAGUGAUGGGAGCUUUCCAAAUGAUGAAGGUGCCAGCCAAGUGGUGUCCGAAUCUCUGUUCAUAGGGGAGAGCAAGAAUUACGGGUUUCAUGGUGGUCAAAAUAAAUAUACAGGAUCUGGAGGAAUAGACAAUAAGGUGCGCACUCUACCUAGAAAUCGGACAUUUCCAAUUAGAGGUUUUCAAAUUUAUGAUGGGCCUAUUCACCUCACUAAGUGCACGUUCAGGAACUUUGUGCCAACUCCAGACAGAUUUACCAGUGCAGUUGGUUUCUUGAUGAAAAAUCCUUGGCAGAUGACACCAAGAAACAACAUUUCUCUUGUAAAGUUUGGUCCAAAUGUUUCUCUGAAAGCCUUCUUUGGAAAACCUGGUCCCUGGUUUGAAGAAGUAGAUCUGGAUGGUGACAAGAACUCAAUAUUCCAUGACCUAGAUGGUUCAGUGACUGAUUAUAAAGAUACGUAUGUGGGCAGAAUGGAUAACUACUUGAUUCAACACCCCAAAUGCAUUAAUAAUACUGAAUGGAAUGGAGUGAUCUGCAGUGGGACCUAUGCACAGGUCUAUGUUCAAACAUGGAAUGGACAGAAUCUUUCCAUGGCUAUUGUACGAGAUGAGUACCCAUCCAAUCCCAUGGUUCUUAGAGGGAUUAAUCAGAAAGCUGUCUUUCAGCAGUACCAGCCAGUAGUAAUGCUACAGAAGGGCUACACAAUACAUUGGAAUGGAAAAGCACCAAAUGUCACGUAUCUUUACCUCAUUAACUUUGAUAAGAAUGACUGGAUUCGCGUUGGUCUUUGUUAUCAACCAAAUACUGAUUUUACUAUAGUUCUGGAAACCUUUCAGAGGAAGUCAUCUGCUCUGUCGAGUAAGGUAGAACGCUACACACCUGUAUCUUCAAUGCUGGAGCUUGAAAAGAAUCGAUCAGACAAGAAGUUUUAUUUUGACAACAGUACUGGACUACUGUUUUUAUUUCUUCAAGCCAAAUACAGUAGGGAUGGUCACAGUUAUUGCUCAUCUCAGGGAUGUGAAAGGAUCAAGAUUGUGACCAAAGAUUCAGCAAAAGGGGUCAGUAACUGCAUGGCAAAAGCUUACCCAAAGUACUACCAAGGACCAGCUGUCAUAAAGCAGAUGCCAGUAAGAACUACUGUACCGUGCACAAAGUGUGGCACAACUCAGAUGGUAUUCACCAGCGAUCCUCACAAAAACUACCUCCUUGUGCAGAUUAAUUUAUCUGGUAAAAAUGAGUUAAGCAGAGCUCAGCAAGCAUUUAUCUCCGUCAAUAACACAAUGUUUUCCUUCAAGGAUAAUGGUAUACUCCUUGUUGUAGUUGAUGCCUGCACUGGCACAGUGUCAGGAAAUAAUUUAUUUUCCGGAGCAGACAUUAAGCGUGUAGGUGGCUAUUUAAAGUCUGAAAUACCACAAAGGUCUGUGGUUCUACUGAGCACAAGAGGCGAGGUAGAAAUUCCUAAUAACUUAGCAGAAGCCUUUAAGUCCUUGGGGACAGCCAAACCACCUUACCUUCAGAGCAAUGGAAGUGUGGCCUUCCUGGGCUUCAGAGGAAACUUUAAGCCAUCGUGGAUUAAGCUGUUUACCAGUCCUGCUGGUCAUGGGCAAAUUCAGAUAGAAAAGUAUAUCCCUUUGCAACUGGAAGAAUAUGGCUGUACCAGAGCUAUCAAGAGUCGACGGAAAGACCUCGAGCUUCUGAAGAAGGCUACAAGAUCUCAUUAAAGACUAAGCUGUACAUAAAAACUGGGGGAAGAAAAUGUGAACUAACUUAUUUUUAAUUUAUGGCAUUUUAAACUGUGUUGUUAUUCAAGGAAAUCAUGUUAUUAUCUGACAGACGUUUGCCAUCAUUGACCGCUUGAAUGCCAGUCUGUGCACCUUCUAGUUGUACAAAAUAUGGAAGAAUUUAUUAGUAUUUGUAUAAACAGGUUUCAGAGAUUUUUCAGAUGUUUGUAUUUACUGUAAACAAUUUUUUCUGUUUAAUACUCCUUUUGUAUUUAAGAGAGUGUUCAUAAAAGCCUUAAAUUUUUGAUAGCUGGUGUUGGAGUGCUAUUUGGAUUACUUGAAAGAUUAACAGUUAGGUCUCUCUAAACAGCUUGAAUUGGUCAUUGUAACUUAGUUUACUUGCAUUUUCCCUCUGCUGUAUCCAGGUUUUCCUGAGAGUUUAUUUAGUAGGAAGUUCAGUUACAUUCUCAAAUUACUUUCCCGGGUGUUAAAAAAAAAAAAUAAUAAUAAUAAAAAAAAAUCCUAUUAUGCUUGCAGUUGUGCUCAAGGAGUUUUAACUGCAGUAAAAUUUUUGAUUUGCUGUACGAAAGGUGGAGAGGGGGGAUUUGGAGACCUAGCCUGGGCUGGGUGGGGAUUGUGUACUGUGCAACAGAGUUUUUACGAGGCCAUGUGUAGCGGUGUGACAAGAGCAGAAAAUGACUGUCAUUCUUCAGGAUCGCUGUUUACUACUCACUCCUACAGGAGUUACUAGUAAGAGUUACUUCAUCAGUUAACUUGUCUGUUAAGACUGGGCACAGCUGGACUUUUUCUUUUAAAGCUCUUAAGCAGAAAGGCAGAACUGAGAAAAUGGUCAUUCUCAGGUUGUUAUGAAGCUGAGCUUCUACUCCGUCUGCGAUUAAGGCUAUCGCAGCUCUGAAUUUUGAGAGGAAAGCGUGCUCAGUUCAUUCUGUCAUGCUAUCUAUUUUGCCUUAACUUUUGAUUCUUUUUAUUGUAACCCUGUUGGUAAUAUCUGUUAUUAGCUGUCUUUGAUUUCUGUUGGGUUUUGUUGCAAUUGCUUUACCUUUUCUAUAGGUGGUGGGGAAAUGGUUUAGAAGAACUGAGAUACAGCUGCCCAUUUUCAAGAAUCUAGUCUUUGAAAUUAGAUUUCAGAGACUGUAAAGAUGCAUUUCAUAAUAGGGAACAAUAGGUGCCACAGAGCUGAAAAUACAACUAUAGUUCUAAUAAAACUGACAUCGUUCUUUGUUACUGUACGUGUUCUCAUUCAUUCUAGCUGUUGUUAUAUAUGUACCAUCCGGAGAUGCUGUGUGCUUUGAAUUUAAAAUGGAGUGGCUGUUGAAAAUGAACUGUUCACUUGUCUUCUCCAAAGAAGUUGAAAAACAGGGGAUUAUUUUUUUUGUGCUUUAAAGGAGAGGAGGCACAGUAGCAGACCUAUUAUUCUAUUCAAUUAAAAUAUGCUACCUCAGUGCUACCAUUAAACUGCCUGAUCAUAAUACCUUUUUUUCCUAAGUAAGAAAGGAGGGGAAAGGAACACAACACAAGAUGAAGUUAACAUACAGAUGACUGAUUUUAUUUUAUUGCAAAACCAAGCCAAAUGGAUGAUUAUGUAUUUUGCAGUUGUUUUGAUGCACAGUUGCUAUAAUGCUUAAAAAACGAAAAGUGUUUUGUAUGUGUGGUAAAUUUUUAAGACUAGCUAUAAUGUUUGGUAUUACUAAUGCAGGACUAUGUGAUUUACUUGCUCGGAGUGCAGUAGGGUUAGUGUCUGGGGAUUGCAAUGAUCUUAAGACUUCCACUGUUCUGAUCUGUGGGUCGUGCUUAGCAGAGAAAUGCCUUUUGGAUAGUGACCUUCAGGCUUCUGAAGUUGGCCAUUGUUUGAGAUUCUGCUGUUUUAAGCCAUCUUUUGUAAAAACUGUUCUUGGAAACCUCAAGGCUACUCAAGUGUAAGGAGUACUGAUAGACAAUUGGACCUGAAGUUAAACUGUCAUCUUUUGUGUGAACUUAAGCAUUUGAUAAAUAGCAUAAAUAAAUUUUUACAUCUGACAAA